This is a messenger RNA of Hordeum vulgare subsp. vulgare (domesticated barley), 2759 nucleotides long. Its product is annotated as pentatricopeptide repeat-containing protein DOT4, chloroplastic-like. NCBI's taxonomy places the organism in Eukaryota, Viridiplantae, Streptophyta, Magnoliopsida, Poales, Poaceae. The record is from RefSeq and is a predicted model, not a curated record. Gene Ontology annotation, molecular function: protein binding; RNA binding. Bases 16 to 1536 code for a protein of 506 amino acids. Gene Ontology annotation, biological process: RNA modification. The transcript has 2 exons.
AAUAGGACUUCCCCGAUGCGGAUGUUGCAGUGGGACGCGACCUCCCUCGCCGGCGCCCUCAAAUCCGCCGCCACUUGCCGUUCCACUCCCCAUGUCAAACCCCUGCACGCUGUCCUCCUCAAGCUCGGUCUGUCCGCGUCGGCCAUCCUAGCUACCUCACUCGCGCACCUGGCACUCCGGUGCGGGCUCCCUGGCUACGCCCGCGCUCUGUUCGACGAAAUGCCCAGACGGGACGUGGUCUCCUGGACGUCCCUCAUCACCGGCCACGCGCACCAGGGUCUGCACGGAGACUCUCUCGCUCUUCUGCGGCGCAUGGUGGACUCCGGUGUUGCUCCCAACGGGUACACGCUGUCCGGCGGGCUGCUCGCGUGUGCCGGGGUUGGCCAGGCCGCCCUUGCUACCGGCAAGGAAAUCCAUGCCAGGGUUGUCAAGAUGAGUGUGUAUGGCCCGGUCGAUUCAGUUGUGGAGAACGGGGUUCUUGACAUGUACGCGAGGUGCCGGAAUGUUGACUAUGCGAGGAGAGUGUUUGGGGUGAUGGUGGCGAGGGACGUUGUUGCAUGGAACUCGAUGAUGGCUGGGUAUCUUGGGAGUGGGCAAGCUGAGGAGACUCUGGGCUUGUUUGGGUCAAUGGUUUCUUGUGAGGCUGGCGCAGAUGGCUUCUCGUAUGCCAUCACUGUGGAUGCGUGUGGGGAGCUGGCGUUGUUAAAACAGGCGACGCAGGUGCAUGCACGGGUUAUUGGUACAGGAUUUGAGUCCGAUGUCGUUGUAAGGAACUCCUUGCUGGAUAUGUAUGCAAAGUGUGGAUGUGUUGAUUCAGCAGAGCUUGUCUUCAAUGCGGCACCUUCAUUAGAUGCUGUUUUGUGGACUACGAUGAUCUCAGCUUAUGGCAAGUUUGGCCGUGCACAAGAUGCGGUAUGCUUGUUUGAUAGGAUGGCAAGUUUGGGCAUCAGAAGAGAUGGAGUAGCAUAUCUUGCAGUGUUGUCAGCUUGUAGCCACGGCGGACUUGUUCGAGAAGGUUGGUGCUACUUCAAGUUUCUGUUCGAUGGCCAGAGCUCGGUUAAGCUGCAACCUGAGCACUAUGGUUGCAUGGCAGAUCUAAUUUGCAGGAGAGGUCACCUAGAAGAUGCUCUUGAAUUCAUUGAAAAUAUGCCGUUUGAGUCGAGCAUCGCUGCUUGGAGUGCGUUACUUAAUUCAUGUCGAAUCUAUGAGGAUGCUAAGUUGGGUCAGCUUGCGGCGUCCCGCCUGCUCGAGCUUGAUCCAGAAAACCACAGUAACUGGGUUGCUUUAUCAAGUAUACAUGCAUCGGAGGACGAUUGGCAUGAGACGUGGAUGAUCAGGGAGAACAUGAACAGAGAGUGGGUGAAGAAAGAGCCUGGAUGUAGUUGGGUUGAAUUGCAUGAUGGAGUUCAUGUCUUUCUAAUGGCUGACCAGUCUCACCCUGAAUUGGUUAAUGUACUGCAUACUCUUGAUUCUUUGAAGGAAGAUAUAUGGGUGAUUCCUUCAAAACCAUGGACAAUUUCUUGUGAUGCUCUCUGAUCAGAGCUACUUUAAAUGUUGUUGAAGAGUGGGCAUUGUCCUAGUUAGUUGUUUUCCUUAGAACUAGCGCUACUAAUGCUGUCAAUUAGACUGUGAGAUGAAAAUAUGUCCUUGGAAAUUUGGAAUUGCAGCAAGAGGAUAAGUAAGGUGAUACACUCCGGCGAUUUGCUUAUCUGUGUUUUGUAGAUUAUGCUACAUGUGACGGUUUUCAUGAUACUGCUUUCAAUCGACCAUGCAUAAGUCUUUUUUAUAAAUUGAAUUGUCGAUACAGAUGGAUAUAUUAUUCGUUUCAUAGAAAUAGCAAGAUUUCAUCAAUAAAAUAAGUAAGCUUCUUUGAUUCUAAAGGUAUUUCGGUGGAUUCUACUUUGGAUUAUCCCCCUAUAGCUCUUGUCUCAUUUAUAUAGAAUUAAAGUACAUAGAUUUCCUUUUUAUAUGGACAACUCUGCAUGCAAUUCCAAAGGAAAUUUUCUAUUGAGCCAAACCUCAUGGAAAAUUGCCUUUGUUUCGAUGAUGACUAUGACAAUGACGUAAUCAUUCAAGAAAGUUCAUGUAUUUUUCUUGUGGUGCAACCAAACAACUUCUAUUACAUAUUCAUGUGUUUUAACUCCUAUAGGAUUCGACAUCCCUUCCUAUUCUUGUGUGUUUUCAAAUGCUGCGAAUUAAAGAAGCCCUAAAUUUUAUUAAAACAAAAGUUAAGUAUUUGUUAGUGCUGUCGAAAAACUUGCAUCGAUGGCCUUAUAGGAUGUGAGUUGAUAAUCCUUAAUCUCAUUGGUCUUAUCUUUUUGUUCUUAUUGGUAAGUAUCUGCUUUAGUAUGUUGUUCGACUGUAUGGCUAUGGUUGUAUGACUGUAAGGGACUGAUCUCUGUUUUUCCUACUGCCUUUUGUUUGAAGGAAAAUCUGGUCAAGGAGAUGCUUCAAGAAGAUUGAAGUGAAGGUCCAGUUUUCAAGAUGGGCCAUGUGUUCUGCCUGCACAGUUCUUUUUCAAGAAGAUUGAAGUGCAGGUUUUGAGGGAGCACUGAUUUCAUCUAAUUUGGAUACUAGAUACACUUAGUAUUUGCCUGUGCCUGAACAUGUACGAUAAUCUAAAUAUCCGAUGCCAGUCGGUGUUGUUUCUCUUUAUAUUGCAAUGCAAUGUGGUAACUAUAGAUAAAUUUGUACUUGUUGAUACAGCACUAGACCGGCUUCUAUGGAAUUUGUCAUGAAAAUUUAUACCCUUUCACUUA